AAGACAUGCUCACAGAAUAUUUGUUUGCUGUCAGUAAAAGGAUAGACAGGUCUUUAAGUUUUAUUGGUAUGUUUGGUUAUUUUAAAUUACCCACACAUGCGAAAUUGUCUUUGAUUUUCAGAAUGAUAGGGCUGACACUUGGGUUUGACAAAAAGGACAUGGUGGAUGUAAAGUAUAGAAGAAUCAGAGAUGCUUUUGUGACUGACGCAGUUGUGCAAGAGAUGUAUGUUUGUGCAAGUGUGGAGUUUCUGAUGACUGUUGCACAUGUCUUUUUUGAUGCCUACAUGACUAGUACGGCUUUAGAAACCAGUGUCCAAGCAUGGACUACCAAAGAAGAACCUGCACAGGAUUUAGGGAAGUGGGAAAUAAAUAUUCUAAUAAAAAACCCUGAGAUUGUCUUUGUGGCUGACAUGACAAGGAAUGAUGCUCCUGCGUUAGUCAUUACAACACAGUGUGAAAUUUGCUGUAAAGGUGACCCUGAAAGCAAUACAGUAACCGCUGCCAUUAAAGAUCUCCAAGUCAGAGCAUGCCCCUUUCUUCCAGCCAAGAGAAAGGGCAAAAUCACCACUGUGAGUUCAUUGUCUAAUUCAAUUGCAAAUUAUUUGGGGGUUACUGUAACUUCUUCAGGAAGUAACUGCCUUCUUCCCAGUCCUGUUCAUGACAACAGUAACUGUCUUUCUAAUGGAGGGCAGAAGUUAGAGUGCUGUUGCAGUUUUCCAGAUAGUCUUCAUUUAGAGGAACAUUCUAAGGACUUAGUUUCAUCCUUACAUUUUUAA
This is a messenger RNA of Alexandromys fortis (reed vole), 776 nucleotides long. RefSeq names its product intermembrane lipid transfer protein VPS13A-like. NCBI's taxonomy places the organism in Eukaryota, Metazoa, Chordata, Mammalia, Rodentia, Cricetidae. The transcript has 2 exons. Bases 6 to 776 code for a protein of 256 amino acids. The record is from RefSeq and is a predicted model, not a curated record.